ACUUUCUCACUUCUCUUCUAGCACGUCUCUGCAAUUUUGAUCGUACUAGAAAAAAGAAAAAGUAAGGAAUUAAAAUACAGAAAUUAAUAAAUAAUAAAACAUAGUACCGAUUUAUUACCAAACUUAACUCUAUAUAAGCACUUUCACUUGCACACAAAAAAGUACUAUUACAAUUGUUGUUAAGAAAUGGGGUUUGCUAAGAAAGAGUAUGAGUUUCUGGGUGAGAUAGGGAUUGAGGCUCGCAAUCCUGGUUGCUUUGUUAAUGGUGUCUGGAAAGGAAAUGGCCCUCUUGUUUCCUCUCUUAAUCCUUCUACCAAUCAGACAAUUGCUCAAGUUUCAGAAGGUUCUCUUGAGGAUUAUGAGGAAGGCAUGCAAGCUUGCUCUGAAGCGACAAAGAUAUGGAUGCAAAUUCCUGCACCAAAAAGAGGUGAGAUUGUUAGGCAGAUUGGCGACGCAUUGAGAGGCAAGCUUCAGCAACUUGGUCGACUUGUAUCACUUGAGAUGGGAAAGAUUCUUCCCGAGGGAAUAGGGGAGGUUCAAGAAGUCAUUGAUAUGUGUGACUUUGCUGUGGGUUUGAGCCGACAAUUAAAUGGAUCAAUUAUUCCAUCAGAACGUCCAAACCAUAUGAUGCUAGAGAUGUGGAAUCCCCUUGGAAUAGUUGGUGUAAUUACAGCAUUCAACUUCCCUUGUGCUGUUCUUGGAUGGAAUGCAUGCCUUGCACUAGUCUGUGGCAAUUGUGUUGUGUGGAAAGGUGCUCCCACGACACCAUUGAUCACUAUUGCUAUGACCAAGCUAGUUGCAGAGGUUCUGGAGAAGAAUAAUCUACCAACUGCAAUUUUUACAGUUUUUUGCGGUGGUGCUGAGAUUGGUCAAGCUAUAUCAAAAGACACACGCAUACCUCUGGUUUCAUUCACAGGGAGUUCAAAGGUGGGUCUAAUGGUUCAACAAACAGUGAAUCAGAGGUAUGGCAAAUGCCUGCUUGAAUUAAGUGGCAAUAAUGCCAUCAUAGUCAUGGAUGAUGCCGAUAUCAAACUUGCUGUACGUUCUGUUCUGUUUGCUGCUGUUGGUACAGCUGGUCAGCGCUGCACAACAUGCCGUAGAUUGAUUCUUCACGAAAGUAUAUAUCAGAGUUUUCUCGAACAACUACUGGAAGUGUACAAACAAGUUAAAAUUGGUGAUCCUUUAGAAAAAGGGACAUUGCUCGGGCCACUGCAUACUACUACUUCGAGGGAAAGUUUCAAGAAGGGAAUCGAUAUCAUCAAGUCACAGGGAGGGAAGAUUCUCACUGGUGGUUCAGUUAUAGAGUCUGAAGGGAACUUCGUGCAACCUACAAUAGUGGAGAUAUCCUCAGAUGCUGAUGUUGUAAAGGAAGAAUUAUUUGGCCCUGUCCUAUAUGUUAUGAAGUUUAAGACUCUAAGUGAAGCUAUUGAGAUAAACAACUCAGUACCACAGGGGCUGAGUAGUUCAAUAUUCACCAACAAACCUGAAAUUAUAUUCAAAUGGCUUGGGCCUCGUGGAAGUGACUGUGGAAUUGUCAACGUAAACAUACCAACAAAUGGUGCUGAAAUCGGUGGUGCUUUUGGUGGUGAAAAGGCUACAGGGGGAGGACGUGAAGCUGGAAGUGAUUCAUGGAAACAGUACAUGAGGCGUUCGACUUGUACUAUCAAUUAUGGACAGGAGUUGCCACUGGCUCAAGGGAUUAACUUUGGCUAGUAUAUUAUCUUUUCUCAAGGGGUGGAUACAGUAUGCUGAAGCUGAUUUGCCUACAUCGGAGUUGGUUGCUAGCUUCCUCGUGAUGGAUGUUCUCACAAAGACGAGACUAGUUCCCUCCUUUGAAGCAUAAUCUGUAUUCAGUCUUGUAUACUUGCUAUGAUUUUAUCCGCUGCUGGAUACAUCGAAGGUUUCCCAUUAAAUAAAAAAAAUGAUAUUGUCUUUUCUUUUC
This is a messenger RNA of Daucus carota subsp. sativus, 1942 nucleotides long. RefSeq names its product aldehyde dehydrogenase family 7 member B4. The transcript has 16 exons. Gene Ontology annotation, molecular function: aldehyde dehydrogenase (NAD+) activity. Bases 187 to 1713 code for a protein of 508 amino acids. The record is from RefSeq and is a predicted model, not a curated record. NCBI's taxonomy places the organism in Eukaryota, Viridiplantae, Streptophyta, Magnoliopsida, Apiales, Apiaceae.